AUGGGCUCGAUGAUGGAGACUUCCGAUGCGACACCAAGCUACCCAAUAGUGCCUAAGUCCGAGUCGAUACAUGACGGGUAUAGCAGCUCAUCUGUAUCUACCCCAGAAGGAGACAUCGGACCGGUUACCCAAGAUGUGGUUCAGGUUCAGAAGAGGAAAGGUGGACGAAAGCCAAUUUAUGCUACGUCUGAGGAGCGAAAACAAAGGAACCGGCAAGCACAGGCUGCCUUCCGAGAAAGGCGAACAGAAUAUAUCAAGCAGCUCGAAAACACCAUCAAGCACCAUGAGGAUACUCUACAGAAUCUACAGCAGAGUCAUCGCAGUGCCGCUGAUGAGUGUUUGAUGCUUCGAUAUAAGAACUCUCUGCUUGAACGCGUUCUGCUCGAAAAAGGAAUUGAUGUUCAGGCUGAAUUGCGGAUGAAGAGUAGCCCUCAUCUUGGUCCAAUGAAGGCGCCACCGACCAUGACCAGUCAGGCCUCGCCAGUGCAGAGGGCCAUGAUGAGCAGGCAGCAAGCAGCACGGUCCAACUGUACAACUGUUGUACCUCCGUUGCAGCCUGUCAACACCACGAUGCAGAACGGACACGAGAGCAUUUACUCACGGCCUUCCCCAUAUCCGCGCCAACCUUCUCAGACUCCAUCGCCCUCCACUUCCAGACCAUCUGGGUUUUCCGUGCAAGGUGUAUUAUCUUCACCGACAUCUAAUUUUCCAAACCAGCCGACACAUCAACAACAGCGGUCACAGCUGCGAGCGGAGCGUAACUCAUUCAGUCACCACUCUGCAGUCUCUCGGCCUACGGCAGGCACAUCCUCAUCGCACCCUAUAUCAAUACCCGAUCAAGAGUUUGAUGCCCAAGGAGAAAUGAUUGAUGAUGCGCCAGGAGAUGAUACGGGAAUAGAUCAAUUCAUCCCCAACUUCCGCCUCCCUGAUGUAUCGAUGAGCAUGCAAGGUCAGCCGGCACCUCCACUGCCUAGCAUGACCGAUGCUGGUGGAGGCCCAUUUGCAUCUGGAAACCAUGCUUUCGAUCCCUACGAUCCUAUGCUGGAUGCAGAUCCUUUUGGGCUGAGCGCGAGCAUGCAUUUCCCCACACCGUACACCUAUGAUGCACAACAAAACCUGUACGAGCUACUUGGGAACACAAGCGACCAAGACUCUGAUCGAGAGCCAUCGCCACCUCCAAAAACAGCUGAGAAGCCAAACCCCCGGUCCGGGAAGCGUGAUGCUCCGAAAGAUGCCCCAACGGAGCCAGCGCACAGUGGUGGCAGAGGUGGACGUGGUGCCCGACGAGGUGGCUUUACAGGGUCUGAAGAUGCAUUCCGUGACCGUAAUGCAGGCAGCAUCAACAACCGCGGCAAACCUACUGAUGAUGGCCUUCGACAAGAUCGUCACUCUGACAGGAUAGGUGGCGGACGCAUCCAAGGCAGCUACGAUGGUCGUGGAGGGAGAGGAGGUCGUGGCGGUCGCGGAGGUCGUGGCAAUCGAGAUGAUCGUCACAGUCGCACCGGUCUAGCCGAGCACACCAAACAAGCCGACCAGAGUUGGGGCGCUCCCACUGGUGAUGCAGAAUGGAAUGACGAGAGAGCCGGCGAGGCUAUCGCAGCAUCUGAAGUAAAGGAAGGUGGAUGGGAUGAAGGCGCAACACAGGGGGCACCAGGCUUCUCUGAUUCUGGAGCUGCUCAGCCUGCUGAUGAUGGUUUCGGCUCCGGUUCCGGCGCUGCUGGUGCUGGUGCUGAAGCAGCUGAACCCGCGGAGCCAGAAGAUACAAGCAUAUCAUAUGCCGACUAUCUUGCACAACAGGCACAGAAGAAGCUAGAUGGCCUCGGUCUCAAGGAAGCUAGAAAGCCAAACGAAGGUGCAAAGCAGGACAAGAAAUGGCAAAACGCCAAAGCCAUCAGCCGCGAUGAAAGUGACGAGUACAUUUCAGGAGCAGGAGAAAAGGCGAGAAGGGAGAGGGAUAGACUGAGAAAUGCCCCGAAGAAAGUGGAUGUAGAUCUGUCAUGGAAGACAUCUACUCCUGAUUCCCAUGGCGGUGGUCGUGGCGGCCGUGGCGAGCGAAGAGGCGGCGACCGUGGUGGACGUGGAGAGUAUCGUGGGCGUGGCGAUGGUGAAUUCCGUGGUCGUGGGCGCGGUCGUGGUGAUGGAGAGUACCGUGGACGUGGUGCACGAGGAGGAGGAGGAGGAGGUGGUGGUGGUGGUAGUGCUCGUGGCAGAGGAGGGAGUGACUCGGCUCAGCCUGUUGUCGUCGAUGACGAGGCUGCAUUCCCAUCCUUGGGCGCGUGA
Molecule: messenger RNA, 2280 nt
Organism: Endocarpon pusillum Z07020
Lineage: Eukaryota; Fungi; Ascomycota; Eurotiomycetes; Verrucariales; Verrucariaceae
Exons: 8
Coding region: 1-2280 (759 amino acids)
Cellular component (GO): RNA polymerase II transcription regulator complex
Molecular function (GO): transcription cis-regulatory region binding; DNA-binding transcription activator activity, RNA polymerase II-specific
Source: RefSeq, a predicted model, not a curated record